Molecule: messenger RNA, 588 nt
Organism: Impatiens glandulifera
Lineage: Eukaryota; Viridiplantae; Streptophyta; Magnoliopsida; Ericales; Balsaminaceae
Product: probable serine/threonine-protein kinase kinX
Exons: 1
Coding region: 1-588 (195 amino acids)
Source: RefSeq, a predicted model, not a curated record
AUGGCAAUGGCAGAAGCAAAAACAGAAGCAGAAUUCUCUCUUUCUGUGUUCUGUUUGAUGUCUUCGGUCGUUGUUAUGAUCCUUCACUACUUGGGUCAUCAUUAUAUUCAUACAUCUCCUCUAUCACUCCAACUCUUCACUGAUUACAGCACUGAGAGAAAUUACAUUUUCCUCUUCUGCAAUUGCAUUCUAGCCUUUCUCAUUGCCAACUCAGCUUUCGAUUCUGAUCUUGUACAACAUCAGAUUAAUAAAAAUGACAACUUUGCACCAUCCAAGAUAAUUCAAACGUGUCCACAGAAGAAACCUGAUCUAAUAGCAGCAGCAGCAGCAACUUACCAAGAUGAGCAAGAACACAUUAUUGCAGAUAAUGAUGAUGAUGAUGAUGAAGAACAGGUACAUAGUAAUUACCAAACUGGACAAGAUAAUCAAAAGGAGGAGGAGGAGGAUAAUUGCGUAACUGGACAUGAUGAAGAUGAUGAUGAUGAUGAUGAAGAUGAGAGAAUAGAUCAGGUGUUGAUGAAUGUGGAUGAAUUGAACAAGAAAUGUGAAGAGUUCAUAAGGAAGAUGAGAAAACAAAUUGGAAAUUAA